AUGAGUGCACUUAAGAAGUCGUUUUGGGAAGCGGAAGACAGCAGCAGCAGCAGCAGCAGCAGCAGCAGCAGCAGCAGCAGCAAAAAGGGAAAGAAGAGAAGCAAAGAAAAAGGAAAUGCAGAAGCUGAAGAUGGCGAAGAUGAAUUGUUUGAGCUUAAAGAAAAGAAACAAACAGAUCUGCAAAGGGAAGAAGAAGAAUACAAACAGUUCCUUCAAGAGAAGAAUUCUAAGAGAGGCAGCGCUGCGGAUUCUGCAUUGGCUCGAUUGUGGGGUGAGUUGAGGUGUACGUACAGCUCAAAUAAAAAAGAUGAACUAAAUGUCUUUAGAUUUCGUUCAACCAGUGCAGCAGCAGCAGCAGCAGCAGCAGCAGUGCUGCUAGGAGAGCAGCAGCAGCAACAGCAGCAGCAGCAGCGCCCUCAGCAGCAGCAGCUGCAGCAGCGGCGGCAGCAGAAUCAGCAGCAGGAACAGGACCAGCGUCAGCGGCAGCAGCAACAGUCAACAAGAGCAGCAGCAGCACCAGUCAGUAACAGCAGCAGCAGCAGCAGCAGCAGCAGCAGCAGCAGCAGCAGCAGCAGCAGCAGCAGCAGCAGCGUUGUUUGUGUCUCAGAGGACGACGGGACUCUGGACGAAAACGAAAAGUUUUUGAGGAAUUAUAUUCUCAAUGAAGAAUGGAGAGAAGACAAGAACAAAGAAUUCGUCUACAGGGACUCCGAAGAAGAGGCGGAAGAAAAAGAAAUGGAAGAGGCGGAGGCUUUCGAAGCGGCCUACAACUUCAGGUUCGAAGAAGAGGGAGGAGACACAAUCCGCUCUUUUCCGCGUUUUAUUCAAGAUUCAGUUCGGCAAACUGACGAUAAAAGAAAGCAGCAAAGAAGGAAAAAAAAAGAAAAGAAAAUGGAAGAAAUGGUGCGAAGACAGGAGGAGUUGAAGCGACUGAAAAACAUAAAGAAAGAAGAAAUUAAAGAAAAGAUAAAAUUAAUUCAAGAAAUUGGAGGCCUCGAUGCUGGCACUGUGAGCGCGGUGUUGAACCUCGAGGGCUCUUUCGACCCCGAGAGCCACGACAAAGAAAUGGGGGUUUUGUUUGGAGAGGAUUAUGAAAGAGAAGCAGAAGACAAAAAAUGUCUUGCAGCUGUGCCCGAGUCCUGCGCGGACUUGCUGUCAGUCUCCGAAGAGACAAACUUGGAGGCGAUGAACAAAAAGCAAAAGAGACUUUUGAAGUUGCAAAAAAGAAGACAGAGACAGGCGCAGGCCGUCGAGGGCUACGCAGAGGACCAGCAGCAGCAGCAGCAGCAGCAGCAGCAGCAGCAGCAGCAGCAGGAUGAGGGGGACGAAGAGCAGACGGAAGCUGCAGCAGCAGCAGCAGCAGCAGACACAGACACGCAGCAGCAGCAGCAGCAGCAGCAAGAGGAAGAAGGGAUGCAGGGAGAGUGGUGGAUGUGCGAUGGCUGCGGGAAGGGAAUUGCCGGCGGCAAAAAGAGGUUUGAUUGCGCCAAGUGCGAAAACUUCACUCUGUGCAAACUUUGCUUCCGAAAUGUGCGCCACCCGCAUCAGAUGCUGAAGCGGACGGUGCCGCUGCACUGCAAGCCCCCGAAAGACUUCCAAGGAAUGCCCGGAGGCCCCGCAGUGCCGGAGAGUUUAGAAGAAGCAAUAAAUGAAUACUUUGCAUUGAAUUAUGAAGAUAUAAUUGGAGGAGACUUGCUGACUCGAUUCAAGUACAGAAAAGUGCAGCCAAACAACUACGGAAUGACUCUGGAAGACAUACUCGAAAAGACAGAUGCUGAACUUAAUGCGCAAGUCUCGCUGAAGAAACUGGCCCCAUUUAGGGAGAAAGAGUUUGUACCCAAAAAGGAAAGGCACUGGCAGCAGCAGCAAAAUGCAAUUCCUGAAAAGAAGAGAAAAACAAAAGUGGAAAGAGGGAUGACCCCUUUCGGCGUGCGCAAAGACAGACUCGCCGCCUACGACGCCUGA
Messenger RNA from Eimeria necatrix, 1965 nucleotides. Its product is annotated as krr1 family, zinc finger-containing protein, putative. Gene Ontology annotation, molecular function: zinc ion binding. Bases 1 to 1965 code for a protein of 654 amino acids. Lineage: Eukaryota; Apicomplexa; Conoidasida; Eucoccidiorida; Eimeriidae. The transcript has 12 exons. Gene Ontology annotation, cellular component: 90S preribosome; nucleolus. The record is from RefSeq and is a predicted model, not a curated record. Gene Ontology annotation, biological process: endonucleolytic cleavage in ITS1 to separate SSU-rRNA from 5.8S rRNA and LSU-rRNA from tricistronic rRNA transcript (SSU-rRNA, 5.8S rRNA, LSU-rRNA).